Esox lucius (northern pike) is the source of this 8658-nucleotide messenger RNA. RefSeq names its product trichohyalin-like. The transcript is spliced from 2 exons. The record is from RefSeq and is a predicted model, not a curated record. Bases 32 to 7420 code for a protein of 2462 amino acids. Lineage: Eukaryota; Metazoa; Chordata; Actinopteri; Esociformes; Esocidae.
GAAAAAAGAAAAGGUGGAGUUAAAUAAGAAAAUGAAGGAAAUCAAGAAAGAGAUGAACCAGAUAGAAUCAAUGAAACUUGACCUACAGAAGCAAAGAGAUGAGAUUGAAGAAAGGAUGGAGAAAACAAAGAGAGAGACGGACAAGCUAGAACAGACAAAAGCUGAAAUACAAAGACAAAAAGAGGACAUUGAAAACAAGAUGGCAAAAACUAAGAGUGACAAAGAGGAGAUGGAAUGGAUAGAAUCUAAAAUACAGAAGCAGAAAGUGGAAAUUGACAUAAAAAUGCAACAAGCUAAGACAGAAAUGGAUGAGAUGCAAAGACUGAGGGAAGACAUCCAGAGACAAAAGCAGGAUAUUGAGGACAAGAUACAUAAGACCAAGAGAGAAAUAGAAGAGUUGGAACUAGUGAAGAAUGAGAUACAAAUGAAGAAAAAGGACCUUGAACAGAGGAUGAGAAAGACCUUGAGACAAAAAGAAGAAAUGGAAAAGAUUAAGAAGGAAAUAGAGAAAGCUAAAAAAGAGAUGGAACAAAGAAGGGAAGAGAGCAAAAGGGAGAAACAUGGAAUUGAACAGGCAAAGGCUGAAAUAGAAAGAGCCAAAGAGGAACUGGAGAUUCGUAUGGAAGAGAGCUUUGAAAACAUUGAUGGGAAGGAUCAAUUGAAUGCUGAGAUACAGAGAUUAAUCCAAGAGGUGGAGCGAACCAGAGAAAUGAUACGACAAACAAAAGUAUCAAUGGAAAACAGGAUGGAAGAAAGCAAUAUGGAGAUGGGUUACAAAGACAGAAUGAAUGCUGAAAUCCAGAGAUUGAUUCUAGAGGUGGAACAAACCAGGGAGGUGUUAAGAAGGGUGAAAGAAGAAAUGGAACUGAGCAAGGAAGAAUUAAAGGGAGAAAAGGACAAAAUCAGACGGAUGAAGACAGAGGCACAAAAAAGAAGAAAGGAGCUAGACCAAAGGAUGGAGAAGAUUCUGCGAGAGCGGGAUGAAUUAGAACUGAUGAAGGCAAAAAUACAGAGGCAAAAAGAAGAGCUGGAAAUCAAGAGAGAACAAGUAAAGACUGAGAGAGAACAUAUGGAUCAGACGAAAGAUAAAAUGCAGAGAACUGUUACAGAAGUCAAAGUAACAAGUGAGGAAAUACAAAAGCCCAAAAGAAAGACUGAUGUGGACAGCACAAAGAAAGAUAAGGUCAUGAUGGAAUAUUUAAAAGCACAGAUUCACAUACAGAAAGACGAAGAAACAGAUGUCAAAAUUCAAAAACAAGAACAAGAAGAAUCUGAGUAUGUUAUGGAAGAGACUAAACAAAAUCAAAAAGAGCUUGAACUCUUGAACGAGAAAAUUGAAAGACAAAAAAGAGACAUUGACAAGAGUCAUGAUGAACUAAAAAAGGGAAGAGAGGAACUGGAACACAUCAAGAGUAAAAUACAGCAACAGAGAGAGGAGAUGGAAUCUCACAAGGAAAGCCAAAAGGAAGAGCAGGAACACCUGGAACAAAUGAGCACUGAUCAAGAAAGUAGAAAAAUGUAUUCCAUAAUUGAUCUAACAAAAUGGGAUCUGUCAAAGAGUAGGCCUGGAAUCCAAGAGAAGAAAACACAAAGAGAUGAAGAUUAUGAUCAUUUGAGGGGGAAGCCGAAAAAGGAAAGAGUAGAACUGGAAAUUCUGAAAAGAGGUCUUGAAAGGACAACAUAUACAGAAAAAACUAUAACAGAAACACAAAAAGAUUUUGAGUUAGAACAAAUGUCGGAAAUCACAAGAGAAAGGGAGCAAAUAAUGCAAGACAAACAAAACUUAAAAAAAGAAAAGGAUAAGCUUUUACAGUUUGAAGUGGAAUUACAGAAUCGUCAAAAGGAGUUGAACGCUAUUACGAACAAGACAAACAUGGAAACGCAAUAUAAUGAAAAAAUUACUGAAAAGCUUAAAAGUCAAAAAGAAGAAAUUGACACACAAAUGGAAAAAAUACAUACUGAAAUGUUAGAAUUAGAAAAAGAAAAAAAUGAAAUGGAUAAGCAGAAAACACAAUUGGAUGAAAUAAAAACAAUAACAUUGAAUGAAAAGGCUUUAUUAGAAAAAGAAAUGACAGCAAAAAUUAAAAAGCAAAGGGAGGAAAGUGAAAAGGUCAUUGUACAGAGUAACACAAAAAUUAAACAUUUAAAGUUGCUAAAUAGUGAGAUUAGAAGAGAGAAAGAAGAGAUGGAGAAUGAAAAAAGAUUGAUAGCUGAGGAGAAAAAUAAGCUUAUGCAAAUUAAGUCUGAGAUUCAGAGUGAGAGAAUGGCAAUACAAAACCUUAUGGAAGACCAAAUAAGAGAAAAACUGAUAAUUAAACAAAUGACGGCUGAUAUGAAAAAGGAGAGAGAAGAAAUUGACAUAGCCAAAGAAAACAUAGUGAUUGAAAUAAAGCAGUUAGAAGAAAAAAAGGCUCAAACAGAAAGAGGCGAACAUGAAACAGACAAGUGGAAGCCAGAGUUGAAAGAAGAAGAGCAAUGUUUGAAAGAAGAUGACUACAAGAUGAAAGACAACCUAGAACACUUGAAAACUGAAAUACAACGGGAGAGAGAAGACCUUAAGAGCCAGAUGAAGGAAGUAAAUGUCAAAAAGAAUGAGUUGGAAAAAUGUAUAAGAGAGACAAACAAUCAAAAAAAAGAAAUGCAAACCCUAAAAGAAAAAAUUGAUCAACAAAAGGAGAUCAUUAUAAAAGAACAGAAUGAACUGGAAAAGGAAAAGGUGGUGAUAUUAACCCAAAGUAAAAACCUAGAAAAAUGUAUUCAGGAAAGACAGAAGGAGAAAGAAAAAGUUGAGAAACAAGCAAUCCAAAUACAGAUGGAAAAGGAGGAACAUGAAAGGCUGAUAAAAGAUUACAACAGACAGACAGAGAAACUGGAAUUCAUGAAAACUGAGCUGGAGAAAGAACGCCAAGAAACAGAUAACAUAAGAGGUUUGCUAGCAAAAGAGAAGUGUGAACUGGAACAAUUAAAGGAUGACAUGGAAAGAGAGAGGCGAGAUAUUGACAUGGCCAAGACAAAAAUGGCAGGUGAUAUGGAUGAGCUGGAAAGGAGAAGGGCUGAGAUAGAAACUGGAAAAGAUGAAGCGAAAAAGUGGAUGACAGAACUGACCGAGGAAGAACAAAGUAUGAAGGAGGAAAUCAGCAAGCAGAAAGAACAACUAGAACAAAUCAACACAGUAAUACAACAACAGAGACAAGACAUUGAAAGUAAAAUAGAAGAGCUCAAUAUAAAAAAGAAAGAGCUAGAAAACGAAAGGGAGGAAUUUGAUCAAGAAAAACUGAGGCUACAAAAUGAAAAGAAUGACCUGGAAAAGAACAAGGUGGCAAUUCAAUCCCAAUCAGAAAAUCUAGAAAAACUUACAGAGGAAACCAAGUGGAAGAAAGAGGAGGUUGAGAAACAAGCAAUCCAAAUACAGAUGGAAAAGGAGGAACAUGAAAGGCUGAUAAAAGAUUACAACAGACAGACAGAGAAACUGGAAUUCAUGAAAACUGAGCUGGAGAAAGAACGCCAAGAAACAGAAAACAAAAGAGGUUUGCUAGCAAAAGAGAAGUGUGAACUGGAACAAUUAAAGGAUGAAAUGGAAAGAGAGAGGCGAGAUAUUGACAACGCCAAGACAAAAAUGUCAGGGGAUAUGGAUGAGCUGGAAAGGAGAAGAGCUGAAAUAGAAACUGGAAAAGAUGAAGCGAAAAAGUGGAUGGCAGAACUGACCGAGGAAGAACAAAGUAUGAAGGAGGAAAUCAGCAAGCAGAAAGAACAACUGGAACAAAUCAACACAGUAAUACAACUACAGAGACAAGACAUUGAAAGAAAAACAGAUGAGCUCAAUACAAAAAAGAAAGAGCUAGAAAACGAAAGGGAGGAAUUUGAUCAAGAAAAACUGAGGCUACAAAAUGAAAAGAAUGACCUGGAAAAGAACAAGGUGGCAAUUCAAUCCCAAUCAGAAAAUCUAGAAAAACUUACAGAGGAAACCAAGUGGAAGAAAGAGGAGGUUGAGAAACAAGCAAUACAAAUACAGAUGGAAAAGGAGGAACAUGAAAGGCUGAUAAAAGAUUACAACAGACAGACAGAGAAACUGGAAUUCAUGAAAACUGAGCUGGAGAAAGAACGCCAAGAAACAGAUAAACAAAAAAGACUUGCUUGCAAAAGAGAAGUCAGUGAACUGGAACAAUUAAAGGUUGAAAUGGAAAGAGAGAGGCGAGAAAUUGACAACGCCAAGACAAAAAUGGCAGGUGAUAUGGAUGAGCUGGAAAGGAGAAGAGCUGAAAUAGAAACUGGAAAAGAUGAAGCGGAAAAGAGGAUGGCAGAACUGACCGAGGAAGAACAAAGAAUGAAGGAGGAAAUCAGCAAGCUGAAAGAACAACUGGAACAAAUCAACACAGAAAUACAACUACAGAGACAAGACAUUGAAAGAAAAACAGAUGAGCUCAAUACAAAAAAGAAAGAGCUAGAAAACGAAAGGGAGGAAUUUGAUCAAGAAAAACUGAGGCUACAAAAUGAAAAGAAUGACCUGGAAAAGAACAAGGUGGCAAUUCAAUCCCAAUCAGAAAAUCUAGAAAAACUUACAGAGGAAACCAAGUGGAAGAAAGAGGAGGUUGAGAAACAAGCAAUACAAAUACAGAUGGAAAAGGAGGAACAUGAAAGGCUGAUAAAAGAUUACAACAGACAGACAGAGAAACUGGAAUUCAUGAAAACUGAGCUGGAGAAAGAACGCCAAGAAACAGAUAACAUAAGAGGUUUGCUAGCAAAAGACAAGUGUGAACUGGAACAAUUAAAGGAUGACAUGGAAAGAGAGAGGCGAGAUAUUGACAUGGCCAAGACAAAAAUGGCAGGUGAUAUGGAUGAGCUGGAAAGGAGAAGGGCUGAGAUAGAAACUGGAAAAGAUGAAGCGAAAAAGUGGAUGGCAGAACUGACCGAGGAAGAACAAAGUAUGAAGGAGGAAAUCAGCAAGCAGAAAGAACAACUAGAACAAAUCAACACAGUAAUACAACAACAGAGACAAGACAUUGAAAGUAAAAUAGAAGAGCUAAAUAUAAAAAAGAAAGAGCUAGAAAACAAAAGGGAGGAAUUUGAUCAAGAAAAAUUAAGGCUACAAAAUGAAAAGAAUGACCUGGAAAAGAACAAGGUGGCAAUUCAAUCCCAAUCAGAAAAUCUAGAAAACCUUUCAGAGGAAACCAAGUGGAAGAAAGAGGAGGUUGAGAAACAAGCAAUCCAAAUACAGAUGGAAAAGGAGGAACAUGAAAGGCUGAUAAAAGAUUACAACAGACAGACAGAGAAACUGGAAUUCAUGAAAACUGAGCUGGAGAAAGAACGCCAAGAAACAGAAAACAUAAGAGGUAUGCUAGCAAAAGAGAAGUGUGAACUGGAACAAUUAAAGGUUGAAAUGGAAAGAGAGAGGCGAGAAAUUGACAACGCCAAGACAAAAAUGGCAGGUGAUAUGGAUGAGCUGGAAAGGAGAAGAGCUGAAAUAGAAACUGGAAAAGAUGAAGCGGAAAAGAGGAUGGCAGAACUGACCGAGGAAGAACAAAGAAUGAAGGAGGAAAUCAGCAAGCUGAAAGAACAACUGGAACAAAUCAACACAGAAAUACAACUACAGAGACAAGACAUUGAAAGAAAAACAGAUGAGCUCAAUACAAAAAAGAAAGAGCUAGAAAACGAAAGGGAGGAAUUUGAUCAAGAAAAACUGAGGCUACAAAAUGAAAAGAAUGACCUGGAAAAGAACAAGGUGGCAAUUCAAUCCCAAUCAGAAAAUCUACAAAAACUUACAGAGGAAACCAAGUGGAAGAAAGAGGAGGUUGAGAAACAAGCAAUACAAAUACAGAUGGAAAAGGAGGAACAUGAAAGGCUGAGAAAAGAUUACAACAGACAGACAGAGAAACUGGAAUUCAUGAAAACUGAGCUGGAGAAAGAACGCCAAGAAACAGAUAACAAAAAAGACUUGCUAGCAAAAGAGAAGUGUGAACUGGAACAAUUAAAGGAUGACAUGGAAAGAGAGAGGCGAGAAAUUGACAUGGCCAAGACAAAAAUGGCAGGUGAUAUGGAUGAGCUGGAAAGGAGAAGAGCUGAGAUAGAAACUGGAAAAGAUGAAGCGGAAAAGUGGAUGGCUGUACGGAAAGAGGAAGAACAAUGUAUUAAUGCUGAAAUAAUACUAGAGCAAGAGACAAUUUAUGUAUUAUGCAGCACACAGAUGGAUGACAAUAAAGAUAUAAGGCCAAUGGCAGAGAUAAAACAAGAAACUGGGGACAUGCAGGAGGAGGUCAACCUGGUAACGCAAGAGUCCAAACUUGAAGACAAAAGGAGCUAUGUAAAUGCUACGACACAAAUGCAUUCAGAAGAGAUGAAAAAAACAGACAAAACUGUGGAGCUGGUGAAUUCUGAAACACAAACAUUUUCUGGGGAGAUGCAGGGAGAACUUGAAAUUGAGGAAUCUCGACAGUUGAAACAAAAGAUUUCUAAUGAAGAAGAACACUCCCUUUUGACUGUUGUAGACAAACAGAAAAAAGAGAUUGAAAAUAACAUGGUGGAAAUACAAAGAGGCAAGAAUGCACUGCAACAGAUCAGAGGUGAGAUACAGAUUGCCAAAGAGGAGCUCAGACACAUAGGCCAAAUGACGGAUCUGCAAAUGAAGAGGGCAGUGGAGCUAGAACUGAAAACUGUGCAGAGUCAAGUCAUAGACACCACUCAACUAAGUGUAGAAUGUGAGAACUUGCUUAAACAGACAACCACAGCUACACAUACUGGGAUCCCGAACAGAGAGUAUUUGGAAAAGAUCCAUCAAGAGGUACAGACAGAAAGGGAAGAGAUUGAGAAGAUGAAGCACAGAGUUUAUGAAAUGAAAGAACAUCUGCAGGAAAGACUUGUAGUGAUUCAGAACCAUGAGUUGGUAAAGAAAACAAGGAUACCAAGAGAGAAAGAAAAGUUUGAGGAGGUGAAGGUGGAGUUGCAUAGAGGUAGCCAAGCUCUUCUAAAAGAGUGGGAGAGAGGUAUGAGUGAAGAUCAGCCGAAAAAACUGGAGCUUCAAAUACUAAAAGUGGAGAUGCUCACAGAGAUUGAGAGACUGCAGGUUGAUAUGGAAAAAAAGACAGAAACAGUCAAAACAAGUGACAAAGGUAACCAAACCGAAGUCAGAUUAACCACAGAGGAGCGACUAUGGUUGAUGGAGGAAUCAAUAAUAGAGGAGGACAGUAUGAUAACAAAAAUAAGUCAAGUAACAGAGGAGACAACAGUGGACAUGACAUAUUCCAGUUCAUUAAUGGAGCUCCAGGGUCCAUCAGCGGAGCACAGAGUAAAAGAAGAUGCUCAGAUUAGCGUAGUAGGAGCCGAAGUGGCUCCACCUAGAUUCAGCAGAGUGUUACGAUGGCUUUGCCACUACUGCUGUUGCUGUUGCAGAAAAGAGCGGGAAGAAGAGGGAGAGAACAUGCUGUGAAUACAUCUACUUCAGUAAUAUAAAAAACAUGCCAUCUAUUAUUAGAAUUAUUCAGUCUUGUAUACAUUCAAUUAUCCCCAAGUGACAAGAAAUCAUGUUUUGAUGAUAAAACACAACAACCUGAUCUGUAUGGCUAAAUUGUUGUGUUGUGUUGUGUUAUACACACCAGCAUUUCAGUGCUGCUGUGUGUAACACUGAAUGGGCAGAAUUUAUAAUAUUUAUUUAUUCAUAAUUGUGUUUAUUUAUUGCUCUUUUUUAAAACUUUUAAUACAAGUGGUUCCUUGAUUGAGUCUUUAAGAUAAGUAUUAAAAAACAACAUUUGUAUUAUUUUUUGUUUAAUAGUUUUUAUACACACUGAAUUCUCAAUAAACAAACUUGUAUUUUUGUCUCAGUGAUAACAUGUAAUAUUGUUUUAAAAUGAGCUAUGGAUCUUUGAACAUUAGUUUGGGUCAAUGUGCAACUAUCAAGUUACAGUCUCAUUUUGCUACAUCAUUGCUAGGGUUUGAAUCCUGCUUAUUGACCAGCCCCGGGGUCAAUCAAAUUCAAAUCAAUCAAAUGUAUUUAUAAAGCCCUUUUCACAUGUAGAGUUGUCACAAAGUGCUUUUACAAAACACCCUGACUGAUCCCACAGAGCAAUUGCCCAGCACAAUAGAAUAUGGUUGGCUUGACAACUAAUAAGCUUACUUGAGGUGCAAGCCCAGCUAGUGUGUUCCUUCCUGCGUGUAAGGAUUCUGGUAUGGUGCUUAGUUGAGUUCCUGAUAAGGUGAGCAGCAUAAUAAGAACCAGAACUGGAAGAAUUAAUUUAAUCUUUCCUGACUUAACUCACUGCUGUCUGAAGCACCUGAGAGGGGAGUGUUCAGUUACACAUUUUCUGAAAGGUUAAUUUCAUAACAAUCACUGCAAUAUGGGACAGGUUCCUGGAUCCAGGUUAAACCUAUUACUGGAAUAAAAGGGAUAAUUUACGGAUAACUAUUUAAUGUCCAGGAAUAGGUUUAAAUAGAAUUUCUCAAUUUGGCCCAAAGACCCAUGGUGGAGAUGCAUAGGACACAAAUAAUUUCACAAUCCUAUUCACCAAGUGCACUUACAUGAAAUACGAAUACAUAAGAUUCUGAAAGAUUCUUAUGGUAAUCACAGCUGCAAUCCAUAACAAAUCUAUCACAUGUUUUAUACCACUUCAUGAUUGUUGUCAAAUCACUGUUUCCCUGGCCUAUUAGCCAAAUAAAGACACCAUUAAUAUG